Molecule: messenger RNA, 811 nt
Organism: Williopsis jadinii
Lineage: Eukaryota; Fungi; Ascomycota; Saccharomycetes; Phaffomycetales; Wickerhamomycetaceae
Exons: 3
Coding region: 455-625 (56 amino acids)
Source: RefSeq, a predicted model, not a curated record
AAGCCAUAUGUCCCUUUUAAUCCCUUGGCCAUCACAAACGCUUGACAGUGUUGACUACACUCUAUAGGGCAUCUGCUGGCUUACAACUGUGCGAUGCUUGAUAAUGCUCGAUCUACGCUCUCCGAUUAUUUGUCACUUUAAGAUAGCAAGCCGUGGUCUCAAAAGCUGUUCAAACCACGCCAAACUGGCCAAUGUCAACACCUCUAUCAAUUCCUUCAUCAUAGUCAACCAACUGGAGGAUAAGUUCGAAAGCGGAAAUGCUCAAAUGUCCACGCUGUUUGUUUCAUAAUCAUUCAAGCUUUUUCCAUCUAAUCUACAAACCCCGAGGUCCAUCGCGGUGAUGGGGGAAUAUAAAGGCGGAAAAUCCUUCGAGGGCAAUAGCAAUUUCUUCUUCUGCUUUCUUUAGUUUCUCCAACGAAUCUUCAAUUGAUCAGAAGCAAAUCAACGAACAAACAUGUGCAGAAAGUGUGAAUGCUCCAUUUGUCAUAAGUCCUCAUGGACAGGAUGUGGAAUGCACGUUCCAAGUGCUAUGGCAGGAGUCCCAGAAUCUGAAUGGUGUACUUGUCUCCCAAAGAAGGAUGAUAAAUACCCUCCAAAGGCUGGCACUGGUAAACCAGCGUUGUAAGUCUCAUGGGCCCAAUCUGGGGCCAAUCAGGCUCAACUUUUCUCCAUCUUAUCCUGUUGGACCACUGUACUCGUCAGGAACUAUGGAGUACCAUUAUAUUGAAUUAACAGAUCCUUUUAUCCUCAGUUUCGUAAUCUCAGUCACCAGUAGCUCGCCUUGAUCUCGGAGUUGAAAACUGGCAACCGC